Molecule: messenger RNA, 1708 nt
Organism: Scaptodrosophila lebanonensis
Lineage: Eukaryota; Metazoa; Arthropoda; Insecta; Diptera; Drosophilidae
Exons: 4
Coding region: 240-1349 (369 amino acids)
Source: RefSeq, a predicted model, not a curated record
AUCUACUCAUUUGUGUAGCUAAAAAAAAAUUAAACAAAAUUUUACUCUCAGCUACAAUUUCUGAGCAAGCGCUCGCUAGAGGCAUCGAGUGCCCCGACCAGUUGUUUCAGAAUUUGUUUGGAAUUUCAAAAUUCUUCACAUGCGUUCAGGACUUGCAGAAAUCUUCUCAAAAUUUAAUAGUCGUUCUGGAAUUAGCUGUAUAGGCAAACCUAGCAAGCUUCGAAGCGACUGGAUAAUAUAUGGAGCAAAUUAACAAAAUGGAUACGAAACAAGGUGAUGAAAAUGUGAUGCCAUUGGCGGCCCCACAAAACGACUCAUCUGCGGGUUCCAGCGAUGAGUCGGAGCCCAGUGAUGGACAGAUUGGAGAGAGCUCUGAGCGUCCUGAUGUGAUCUGCAACGAUUGCAUGAAUAAGGAAGUUGCCUGCCUGGCUGAGGAUUGUGAUGAAUGCUAUGACAGCUCAUCGUCGGUACAGUCGAGCUCAGCGUGCAAUUCGGAAAUGGAUGACUUUUUCAAUCCCAUCUAUGCCGACUCCACUGCCACUUCAGAGGACAAUGAGUCUGUCAAUCAAAUCUACAAUCGCCGGCACUGCACAGGUCAGGUCGAGCAGAACCCGCCAUCACAGCGCCGACAUAUGGUGUUGGUUGAGGUGUCCCUGCCGCCAGAGCAGCGGUACUGGCCGUUUUAUAACGAAGUGGAUGACUUGACCGAUUCAGAAGACGACCUGCUAGCAACGCCAUCGCGCCCCUUUUGGCGUCGUUGGCACUCGUACGACGACAUAUACUGUACAUCCAAUUCAACUAACUCGAGUGUCUUGACCGAAACAACUGGAACAACUGGAACAACAACAGAAACAGAACUAGACACAGACCUAGACCCAGACCCAGACUUUCCGUACUGCUGCUCGAUUUCGCUGACUGACACGCCGAGUGACGAGGAAUCAUCUUCAGGCUCAUCUUUGAGCGAGCUCGAACGCACCCGACGUAGGCUUCUCCGGGACAAUUCCCAUCUGCGGGAGUUGAUGGCCACGUGCAUGGCACAGCAACGUUUGUCCAGGUUGCGUAAGUGGUUGGAGGGAUUGCCAGAGUUGAAGCCACAGGUGCCGAGGUGCGAACAGGUCGAACCAUUUGCACAGCAUUUGCUCGAGACAGAGAAUAUCAUUGCCCAGACCUUGGCCAGACUCAAGAAGGAGGAAGAGGGCCACAUUGGGGAUGCGAUCGACAGUUCUCCAGACGACAAGCCUCUCGAAGGCAAUCUUAAAGAUGACACUGUGCGAUACGAUAAGCAGAAGAAUGAAAUCUGGUCUGAGCCCACAAAGGAGCCCCCUCUCACACACACACUCUCUCAUUGAUAUACAAACACACAACUCGUUCAGCACUUUACGUGUAACCGGAAGGCAAACGACUGCGAAAAAGUUGUCAGCUUACCGAUUAUUAAUUUCCGUUUCCCUUCCACAUCGCAAUAUCGUCCGAACAAUAUUGCAAUACAAUUGCACAAAAAAAAAGUCUGCAAUUUCAACAAUCUGCUCAGGUAGACAGAGCCAGUCUUCUGCUCGUUUAUAGUUUCAUUUCGUAGCUGCGCAUUUCGUUUUACAAAAACCAAACCAAACCAAACCAAUGCCCAUCAACCAAACACUAAUAUCCAUAUUCCCAAUACAGACACCAUAGCAAUACGCUUUUGUUAUUUUUACCUUUAAUUAAAAGCAAUUUA